CUCUCUUCUACGAAACCUUUUCAUAAUUUCGUAACAAUUUCCAUCCAUGGCAGCUCUCUCCGCUUGUUCUUCUCCUCCAUGGCCGCUUCCGGAGUCAAAUCCUAAACCUAAUUCUAAUUCGAAUUUUCUCACUCUUCCCUCAGACGAACGCGCCAUGAUAUCGGACGAAUCUCAGAUUGCAGUAGAGCCUCCUUUUGCUAUGCAACAACGAAGAGAUGAAACGGAAGAGAACGUCGAAGAUGGAGAUGGAGAUGAAGAUGCGGAAGCUCCUUCCAAUUUCAAUUCCCCUUCUUCCACCUCUCCUUUCAUUCAAAACCCUAGCGCUAACCCCAAUCUCCAUGAAAAUUUGUCUCCGUCAGCGUCUUCUGUUCCCACGCUCCUUCACCUCUCCUUUAAUCAGGACCAUGGAUGUUUUGCCACCGGAACAGAUCAUGGCUUCCGGAUCUACAACUGCGAUCCUUUUCGUGAAAUCUUCCGGAGAGACUUCGAUCAUGGAGGCGGUAUUGGUGUUGUGGAGAUGCUCUUUAGAUGCAAUAUUCUUGCACUUGUCGGGGGCGGACCUGAUCCGCAAUACCCGAUCAACAAGGUCAUGAUUUGGGAUGAUCACCAGAGCCGUUGCAUCGGCGAGUUGUCAUUUAGAUCUGAGGUCCGUGCCGUACGGCUUCGGCGUGAUCGUAUUAUUGUCGUUUUGGAACAGAAGAUAUUUGUGUACAAUUUCGCCGACCUGAAGCUGUUGCACCAAAUUGAGACGAUUGCCAAUCCCAAGGGGCUUUGUGCGGUGUCACAGGUGUCUGGUUCACUUGUCUUGGUUUGCCCUGGGCUGCAGAAGGGUCAGGUUAGGGUUGAGCAUUAUGCGUCUAAGAGAACAAAGUUCAUCACGGCUCAUGAUUCGAGGAUCGCGUGUUUCGCACUCACCCAGGAUGGUAAAUUGCUCGCUACAGCCAGCACCAAGGGCACUCUGGUUCGGAUUUUCAAUACAUUGGAUGGAACUCUUCUUCAAGAGGUGCGUAGGGGUGCUGAUAGAGCAGAGAUCUACAGUUUGGCUUUCUCUUCUACUGCAGAGUGGCUAGCUGUGUCAAGUGACAAGGGCACUGUUCAUGUUUUCAAUCUCAAGGUUAAUUCAGGAUCUCCAGGAAAUGAUAAUACACGCAUUGUAUCUGGUCCCAAUAAUGCUGCUGCAUCAAGUGGUUCAUCACUUUCUUUCAUUAAAGGGGUGCUGCCUAAGUAUUUUAGCUCAGAAUGGUCAGUUGCGCAAUUCCGCCUGCAUGAAGGUUCUCAGUACAUUGUUGCUUUUGGCCAUCAAAAGGAUACAAUCGUUGUACUCGGCAUGGAUGGAAGCUUCUAUCGAUGUCAGUUUGAUCCGGUGACCGGUGGCGAGAUGAGUCAACUGGAAUAUUACAACUUCCUGAAGCCAGAAGACACUUUCUAGACCAAAGCCGAAGGCAUGUCUUCUUUCUAAUUUUGGCAAGCUUGUCUAGUGUUUUAUGAUGUUAUCUUAGGGAAAUUUCUUUUUGAGACUAAAUAAAUUGUAAAUAUAUUAGUAUAAAUGGCAUCUGUAGAUAAUACCUGUGAAUAUAGCCCAA
Telopea speciosissima is the source of this 1583-nucleotide messenger RNA. Its product is annotated as autophagy-related protein 18a-like. The transcript has 4 exons. Lineage: Eukaryota; Viridiplantae; Streptophyta; Magnoliopsida; Proteales; Proteaceae. Gene Ontology annotation, cellular component: phagophore assembly site membrane; extrinsic component of membrane; cytosol. Gene Ontology annotation, biological process: protein localization to phagophore assembly site; autophagy of mitochondrion; protein lipidation. Gene Ontology annotation, molecular function: phosphatidylinositol-3,5-bisphosphate binding; phosphatidylinositol-3-phosphate binding; protein binding. The coding region runs from base 47 to 1429 and encodes 460 amino acids. The record is from RefSeq and is a predicted model, not a curated record.